Molecule: messenger RNA, 144 nt
Organism: Entrophospora sp. SA101
Lineage: Eukaryota; Fungi; Glomeromycota; Glomeromycetes; Entrophosporales; Entrophosporaceae
Source: the annotation of a GenBank genome assembly
AUGUUUAGUCAAGAUUAUUUCUUUGCAACCAUAGUUAUACUGAAGUUUGAUAUUGCAGUUUGGUUAAAAUUGUGCUUUGAAAUGUGUGAACCGAACCGCAUCGGUUCAUGGUUUAAACACUUAACCACUUCUGGAGGAAUUUGA